GUGGCUGCUGGCGGCCAUGACCUGCUGCCCCGCCCGCCCGCCCGCCCGAGCGCACUAGAGGAUGAUGGUGAAAGACAGACAGAUGGCGAUGAAGAGACUGUGGUUUCAUCUGAAUUAAAAUUAAAGAUAAGGAAACCUACAAAGAGAGAAGGAAUGGACGUUAAUGAAGUUCCAGAUGCACAAGUUGAAAAGCUGCUAGAGACUGCUCAGAAUACAGCAAAAGAAUCUAAUGUAAGGACAUCAUCACUAGUAGCUUACUCUGAAUCUUUCCAAGUACCUCAGUCAGAUGGGACUCAAAGUAAGAUAUCAGCAUCCCGUUGUUUAGCAAGAGGUUCUGCAGUAGAUUGUAAUAGAAGAAAAAAUAAAAUCACCAAGAUCAAGUGUUUACAAAGAUUGACUGUACAAACAGCUGAAAAUAAACUGACAACAAGCAAAUCAAUAGAGUGUAAAGAUGAGUGCAGAGAAGCCUUGAAACAGCAUAACAGUUUGCUGUCCACAGCAGAAAAGAAUCCGGUUGUGGCAUUACAUGACUGCCGUUACCUUAAUACUUUUGUAAAGUCUUCAGUUGAUGGAAGCAGCAACAGUUAUAAAAUUGAUAGUGGCUUCUUGCACAUACUACACAGUAAAACUCUUUGUCCUGGUAGCAUUACUGGACAGAGUGGUAUGAAUGCAGUGCAACCUGAGAGAUGGUGUGCACAGGGGAUUAUAUCAUUUGAUGAAGUAGGAACAUGCCAAAACAGAGAGAAAUGUUUUUCAUGCUCUCUAAACAGAAAUAAGUGCUUCAGGGAAAGAAAAUGGAAUAUUGGUGAAAAGCCCAGGAAAAAGAUGAAGCUUUUUGAGAAAACAGAAAAAUUAGCAACCCAGAGUGUUCUCCCAGGCAGGGUCAACAGUGAGUGUGAAUUACAUACAGAAAAUAAAACUCUUGCAACAGUUUCUUUGGAAGUUUUAGGGGAAUUAAAUAGCAAUAAAAUUUGUUUGUCAUCUUCAUGUGAUCUAAUAUCAAAUGCCCAUGUGGAAACUAAUACUAAAAAAGUACUAAAUAGUCUGCCUAAACCAGUCAGUAGAAAAAUGUGCAUGAAACCUGGUGCCAUAGAAGAUAGAUUUGAGAAGAAUCUUCAGCUCCCUGAAGCUGAACAGAGUGAAAAGUCUUUCUUUAAUGCAGAAAGUAUGGCACCACAAGAUCAUUCUGACUUGAAAAGUCCUGGAGUGAUUAGAUUGGUCAGUGACAUUUCUAAUUGCUGCAGUGAUUCAGGCAGUUGUCAGAAAAAAUUGUUGAAUGAAAAAUUGUUAAAAAAACCUGAGAAGUUGCAAGCAUCCAGCUGUCAAAGAGCAAUACCAAUGCCUGGCAAAAAUGUUUGGCCUCGUGAAUCAUGUGCCAGGACUUCUGUAUGGUUUCCUAAAAAAGAUGUAACCAUCAUAGAAAAACAUUUUUCCGUAACUUCUUUCCAGGGCUGUUCGUAUCAAAACACCGAAACUUUGAGAGGUAUGGAUGUAAAUGAUAACUCCAAGCAAUUGUAUCUGCAUGUGUCUAUGACAGAAAUUAACGAACAAAAUGCAUGUAAAAUAACAGAUUCUAAUACAGAAUGUUUAGCUUCUGUUGCAAUACCAGGAUCAUCUCUCUCAGAUAUUAAUGGGGCUUUGAGGGUCACAAAAGAUGAAAACUUGGAGUUGUCAUUAGACAAAGGUAGAAGUUCUGUGACUUUUAACUCUGACAGUGUGCAGGAAGGCAAGGUAACUUUAAAUUUGUCAGGAAAACAAAAACAAGAUAAAAAUAAAGGUGCUUUAAAAGCAAAAAAUGUAGCCAUGACUUUCCAAGAUAGCACGUCUGCAGAUAAUGUAGGCAAAAUGAUCUGUAACCCUGAGAUACCUGUUACAAAACAAACUCAGGAAUUUCCAGGCUUAGUGAGAAUGUUAAGCACAGGAAAUCUGUCAAAUUUCAAAAUUCCUUUACUGAGAAAUAAAAUUGAAUCCAGGAAAGUGGACUAUAUUAGAUCAUUUGAAAGAGAAACAUACAGUCCAUUGGAACUUCUUGACAAUUCUGCUGCUACACCAGUAAGGCAGAACAGGACCAAGGAGAAUUCCCCUUUGGUGUAUUCUGACUUUUUUCUGGCCACUGCAAAGGAAAAAUCUUACCAAAUCACCAAUAAAAACUUUGGAAAUGAUGGUUCAGAAAGACUUUCAGAUGAAAAAAAAAGACUUGCUGAACAUAUUUCUUCAUGUACAUGGGACUUUUCUGAGAGAGAAUUAAUGUCACCUACUUCAGAGGGUACUUCUGGUACUGAAUUUAGAGAGAAAAGUAAUGUGGCUGAUCACUCCAGCAAAAUAGUUGAACAUUCUACUUCAUCUGAAGUAUUUGUCAAUGACGAAAAAAAAUUGAAAGAGAAGCCUACACAGAGUUCAUCUUCGAACUUUCCAGAUGUUCUUAAAGCAUAUGAAGAUGACAUUCUUGUGAUAGAUGUAAUUCAGGAUGACCCUGACCUUUUUGGAACUACUAAUGAAGGGGAGUUUGCACUGGACUGUGAAACUGAAAUUAAGAAGCAUGAUAAUAUUCUCACCCCAGUGGAAAAGCGGAAUUUUACUCCCAAAUUCCAUAACCUUCAAGAAAAUAAGGACUCAAACUAUUAUCAUGGGUAUGCAAGAGACAGUCCCAUUCAAGAAUCUGGAACAUUGCAACCUAUUGCAGAUUCCUGUGAUUCCUUGAUAACAGCUAACGAAAUUAAUAAACAUGAUUCUUCAAGAGGAAGCAGCCCUUUGGGAGGUGUAACAGAGGAGUCUUCUGAGGAUGGGCAACUGACUGAAUCAGAUGAACACACAAAGGGUUCCAGUGUGGAUGAGAAGGACAGAUUUUCAGGCAAAUCUUCUGUAAAAGAAGAAAAAGACAGCAUUUAUGAGAAAAGCAGUGAUUCUGUGUGUGCAGAAUUUGAGAGCCCUGAUCUUCCACUAGGAUUGCAGCUGUCUUGCCUGGAAGUAAAAGCCCAUCAUGGAAGCACAGUACAGAAACCCGGGAUGAAUGAUUUCAGAUAUAUAGGCAAGUGCCCACUCUUACCAUUUCCCAAUUCUAACUGUUAUGAACCAUGGAAAAUGGACAAAAGUGUACCAGUUUCCCACUCCAUCCAGAAAAUCCUGGAGAUUGAAUUGCCUCGUAAAUAUUGCAGAUUUUAUUUCAAUACGCUGCGUGGCUGUGAGAGAGCAGAAUGUUGGUUUUGGCAUAUUCCUGAAAAAGGAGAUGAAAAGAUUUGCAUGGCAGUACUUCGGACAUAUAUAAAUAUUAACGAAACAAGUCUGCUACAACGUGCAGUCCAGAUAUUUAUGAAUUACUACAGAGAAGUUACUCCUGGUUUGCAUUUUGAUUUACAAGUCCUGAAUGACCUUCUGAUUGCUUUGCUCAAGCAUUGCUUGUUGAAGGAAGUAUUUCCGCUGGUAAACAUUGGUAUAAUGAUUAAAAGGCUGCCACCUACUGAUGUGAUUCUGAAAGUGUUUGAACAUGUGGCUUCCACGAAUAUUAGAGAGGCUGUGCCUACAUUAAUAGAUGCCUUUUGUAAGCUUUUUGAUGCCGGAAUGGGUUUUGAGUCUGAACAUUUUAACUGUAUUGUUAAGUUCCUUCACCAAUUGCAAGUUUCCAGUCAGGAAAUAAAUACUAUUUUGAACAUAAAAUCCAGGUUUCAAGCAAAACAGUUUAAAAAGAACUGGCUUUGUGACAUAAAUAUGGCAAUAGCUGAAAUUCAGCACUGUAAAGAAAAAAGUGACUGGUCCAGUUUGGGAACUUUAUAUAUAAAUGUUCGAAUGGGAUGUCAAAAUUUUGGUGACCUUCAAAAAUUAACUCUCUGUAUUGCUGAAAUACUAACACGAGACUCCACAGAAGAGAGACCAGGAGUUCCUUUUUGUGAGUUUGCUGAAACAGUUAUCAAAAAUCCACAACAUAAUGAAGGAGACAAAAUUUUUCUGGGAAGAAUUGGGAUCAGUGUUAUGUAUUCUUAUCACAGAGUACUGCAGUGGUCAAAGGGCAGGAAGGUUUUGGAUAAAUUACAUGAGUUUCAGAUAUAUUUCACAAGCUUAAAAGGACUUACUGGUCCUGAGAGAUUAGCAUCAAGAUGCCAAAUCGUUAAUGUUGCUGCAGAAAUAUUUCUUAAAAGUGGAAGUCUAGAUGGAGCCACAUGGGUAUUAAGAGAUUCAGAAUGGGUAAUAGAUACAGCAGUGUGGCCCUGCGAUAGAAUAGAUGUCCUCAGUCGACACAAUCUGCUGUGUGCCCUUGCAUGUGAAUAUUUGACUAAAAGCCAGUAUAGGCAAACAUUUGAAAUUUUGCAGAAUCUACCAGGUUUCCAAACUUGUUCUGAUGCUCUAGAUGUCUCCCAAUACAGCCUUCUUUUUAACAAACUUCUAGAUGCCUGUAUUGAGAGUAAAAGCCUGGGAGUAUCUUCUUCUGUAAUAGAUUUCAUGCUUUCAAAGAAUGUUCCUAUUGAUUUUACUUUACUGAGAGGAUUAAUUACAACAUUGGGAAGGAGCUGUUUAUGGCUUAAAGCCAGGACCUAUUACAAAAGUGCUUUAUCAUUGGGUUGCUAUCCACCACUGGAAGGAAAUUUGUAUCGCAAACUUCUGCUGAUUCCUUCUUACAUGUCUGAAGUUGAGAUGCUGUUGGCUAUUGAAAUAUUCCUCGUUUCAAAUGCAAGUAAUAUUCAGAGUCCAGGUGCUACUAGUCAGACACUUCAAAUCAUACUGAAAAGAUGUGAAGAACAUAAGGUGCAAAGUAAAGAUGAUUAUCGAACAGCAAUGGACAGAGUAAUUCUAGCUGCUCGUAUAUCUGAUCCAAAGCUUUUUCUUAAGCACAUGACUAUGAACAUUAAUAUGGAACAAGUUUACAGUUUGGAACAUAAUUCUGCUAUAAAAUGGCUGAAGGAAAACAUGAAAUGGGCUGGAAAAGUCUGGCUUUUUCAGUAGCUAUUAGUUGGUAAUGAUUUUUUUUUUUUUGAACUGUUGAAGUAAUCAUUGUUGAAAAUAAUAAAUAUCAAUAAAGACUGUUUCCACUGUGUUUAUAACCUAUGUCUUACUGAUUCACAGCAACAUUUGUAAGGUUUCAAAUUGUAAAUUAUUCUUGAAAUGAUUACAGAUUAUUUUCAUAGAUGGAAAACACAAUAAUAGAAUAACUUUUUUCUGGAGGCAAGUACCAUUGGAGGUUCCCACACUGGGGUAAGUUUAGAUUCUAGUGAUAACAUUAAAAAUACCAAAACUUUUGAACUAUUUAUUUUAUUAAAAAAACAAUAACGUUGUUAUUGUGAAUGGCAGCCCAUACACCUAUCAGCAGUGCUUAUGUAUAUGUUCAGUGCUUUCAGGCUGGAUAUUUUAUAGUCAGCAGUGUCUUAGUGUGGCGCAUGUCCACUUCACCUCUUUUUUUGUUUUUUUUACUCUCAGUUGGGAAACAAUCUAGCUACUCCCCAGUUUCCUUAUACAACCUGUAUUAUGUGCCAGAUUAUCUUGCUUCCCUGAGCUAUUAAUGCUUAUUUGUAUAAAGCUUAUUUUAGUGCAGUGUUAGUCUCCUUUCAGUUCUUCCUGCAUUAAUUUUUUUUGUACAUUUUUCUGGUUUUAUUUUUUUAAUUUGUCAGACCCCCAUACCCCUGCACCCUGCCUUCUAAGGUGGUUGUAGCCCAUUUGUGUGUCCCAAUUCAGACCCUAGUUUCCUCAGUCCAAAACUUUUGGAGAUUAUAUUCCCUCCAAAUCAGUUCCUGUAGCUAUUUCAUCUUAUAUUGCUGACUGACUUGACAGUGUACCUCUUUACACAGAUCAGGAAGAUAAAUCCCUCAAAGUGCAUAGAGCUCUUGAAAAUAAAAGUUAUAAUUUGCUCUCUCAGUCAAUAUAAGAUGUUUCAUAAAACUCAAAGUUUCUGAUACAAAUAGGUGUUUCCAGAGGUGACUCUGGUGCAGUAGACUCACUUCAGUGCUAUCUUCAUCAUUUUAACUUUCAUGGGCCUGUGAUUCUUGCACCAUUCCUUAGCAGCACCAUGGCCUUUGAUAGAUCACUGCCACCAACUAUCUUGAUACUGAUGUCCAUCUAAUCACAGAUGGCUGUUUACUUGGCACAAGCUUAAGUUCUUCUACUCUUGGUUAAUAAUACCAGCAGCAUAUGUGUCUGUUUUCUUGGUAGUGACAGCUUAUCUGGAUCUGUUAACAGUCUCUUACUACAAUGGGUCUCUCAGGAGCAUUUACCACUUGAGCCUUCAGCCUUGUUGGAACUUUAAUUAUUUUCAGCAUGCUUUUUAAAUUUGUAGUACUGAAACUUUAUGAAGUGUUUAUGGACACUUUAUAAAGUGUUAAGCAUCUUCUACAUCAACCAGUUUAGUACUGCCUUUUCCCGAGGACAAAUUCUAAUUCAUACUCUUGAGUUUGAAGUCAAUAAACAGUUUUCCAAUAAGAUUAUGCAACUCUUUCCUCUAUCCCUCCCAUUCCAUGAAAUAUUCCAGGCUGUAAACCCACCACCAAUAUGACAGCAGUUCUUAUAGGCACUCAGCUCGCUGUACCAAUGGCUGUAGCACUGCUUGGAUUUGUGGGGACUGAAUUACUACAGAAGAUGCAACUGCCUGGCAUAUUCCUAACUAAAAUUAUCUCUGUACUACCCCAAAUGCAAGAGCAGUCAAAAAUAUUCCCCACUUCUUCAUUAGGUCCAUAUGGUGGAACAUUCCAACCCAGUCAACGUUUUGUCAUUAUGUCUAGAUAAUGCUGUAGUAUUAAACAAAGUUAUUUCAACUCUUGAAAAGAGUUUGUAAAGUCUUUCAGAUCUGAUGAGGACAGUACCACCUAUUCUGGAUAUCUCUGCUGAGAAGGAAGGAGAAAAACCGCACACAGCUGGGCAUUCUAAGCAUCCUGAUGUUGGGCUGUUUUGCCAGUACAGUAAAUUACUAAUUAUUAGACCCCACCAGAGUUGUGAUAAACACUUGAGCAUCAAGUUGAAAAUUUGCAGACAGCGGGUAUUGGAUAACAGCUGCCAGAUCUGAACACCUCUCAUCUGGUACUGAGAUCUUUAAUGGUCUCAGCUAUUAAUGGGAGUUCUUAACAGGGUCAACAGAGACCUCCUAAAGAGAGAGAGUGCUGAACUGUGUCUAUCUCUUCAGCAAGAAAUUGUAUUCAAUAUUAGUCUGCAACUGAGAAUUUCAGACCAACAAACAGUGCUAUCAGAAUAUGAUUGUGAACUUUUGAGUCUUCCUCACAUUAGUUUUCUUUUUUUAUUAUUAUGUUACCGAUUUGGCAUUGUAUUCACAAAUCUGUAAAACUGAAGUGUAAUUAUCCAGUUCUGCUGUAGAAGCAAUCUUAGAUGCACCUGAUUUAAUUAAAGGUUCAGUUUAUUUCCUAUAUAAGAAUUAAAUAGAUCUUAUCAGAGCUGCACGUCUGGGCAAAGAGCCAGAAAGCUCUGGGAAAACUGAACAAAAGCUGAAGAUAGUGGGAGUAGAAUUGUGUUGAAUGGUCAUAAAAUUGAUGUAGCAUAUGGGCAUCAGUACAAAACAUAAAAAGAUUGCACCUGUCUUUCCCAUAGUAACUUUGUUGCUGGAUCUAGUCCCGUGCUUAAAUCAUAAGGGGAAUCUCUAAGUGGGUGCCAUUGGUGGAAGUUUUUAAAUUAGUGCUUUUUUUUUUAUCCCAGGUUACUUUUGAUUGUAGGAGAUUUGAUUCUAGAUCUCUCAAUACAGCUAAAUGCUCCCUUUUUUAGUUUCUAGCUAGCCUUCAGUAGGAGAGUUUUGUGAAUAUGGGCCUUUGUAUGGUCAUAAAUAACUGUUUAUGGGAGAUAAAUACCAAACCCUUGCUCGCGCUCUGUCUCUCUCUCUGGGAAUCUGUUAAAGCUCUGCUGACUAAUGUUUCUUGAAAAAAGUUCAAUGUUUAUGGAGUACGAGGUCAUACCUAGAAUCUCUUUUCAGUCAGAACAAAAAAAAAAAAAAAGGUUGUGGAAACAUUACCACAAUUUGUUAUAAGUAAUACAGAUGCAUUUUUUUUUCUUUUUUUGUUUUCAAAAGAGACUGAAGGAAGCUGGGAAGUAGAGAUGUAAUAGAGUAAAUGUAUAGUUCUUUGUGUAUUGUGGAUCUAUGAAGCGGUGUGCAAAAGAGCAGUGUUUUGAUCUUUCUUGUUUUGGAUCUGGGGCUGUUUAUUGUAUUUAACCUUCUUAUACAAUAAAAAAUAUUUAAUCUCG
Alligator mississippiensis (American alligator) is the source of this 8163-nucleotide messenger RNA. RefSeq names its product testis and ovary specific TOPAZ 1 (gene TOPAZ1). NCBI's taxonomy places the organism in Eukaryota, Metazoa, Chordata, Crocodylia, Alligatoridae. Gene Ontology annotation, biological process: spermatid development; spermatocyte division. The transcript is spliced from 21 exons. The record is from RefSeq and is a predicted model, not a curated record. Bases 154 to 4935 code for a protein of 1593 amino acids.